AUGGUUGUCCAACUUAAAAGAGAAGAUAAAUUUUCAACUUGUUCUCCGAAGUUUUGGCUCAACACUUUUUUUUUCUUUAUCCUAUACAUAUUCUAUAUCGUGUUACAAUGUUUCUUUGCUAAUUCUCUUCUCGUUGAUCAGAUCGUAAGAGAAACCAAAAAAAAAAAAUCUCAAAAAAAGAAAAUAGGAAGCGAAUCAAUGAGCCAUCAUCAUCACUUAUCGUUUAAAAAGAAACUCAAAUCAACGCUUUGCAUUGCGGGCGGAUGUUUCGGAACAACCAACCAUCCCCAAAGUCUCCCGGAGCAACCAUCAUCUCCGACGAGUCCAAACGAGACAUCUACACACAGCCCAACCAAGACCAAAUCUCCUAGACUUGCUCGGACGUUGUCCAAAUCGCACGAAAAAUGCAAAAGUCUGAUACAUAGGAUCGGGGAAGGUAAGCACAUACGACGUCACACGACGGAUUUUCAUUAUGAUCCGUCGAGCUAUGCCCUAAACUUUGACAGGGGAGAAGAGGAUGAAAAUGUCAAUCGUUUUCCACUUCACAAUUUCUCCUCUAGGCUCCCUCAUUCACCACCUUCCUCUACCACGUCGCCUGGAUCCUCCCUCGUCAUCCAUAACCUUUUGCGGUGAUCAUUCACUUUUCUUUUCUUUUUUUAAAUUGCGUUGUUUUUUCU
Raphanus sativus (radish) is the source of this 677-nucleotide messenger RNA. RefSeq lists its product as uncharacterized. Bases 1 to 633 code for a protein of 210 amino acids. NCBI's taxonomy places the organism in Eukaryota, Viridiplantae, Streptophyta, Magnoliopsida, Brassicales, Brassicaceae. The record is from RefSeq and is a predicted model, not a curated record. The transcript is spliced from 2 exons.